AUGCCGGGUACGGUUUCUGAAGGGCCCACGGUUGCCCUAUCUUUUGCCAAUAAUUUCUGGGGAAAGGAUGAUGCCGGCGUUGCGCCCAUGCUAGAGCGCAUGCAAGCAGCUAAGCUCUCUUGCGAUGAAUUGAAGACUUGGUACAAUAUCCGCGCCGCGAUCGAAGAUGAGUAUGCACGGAAGCUCCUUACACUCUGCCGCAAGCCUCUCGGAGCACACGAGACGGGAUCUCUUCGGGAGUCUUUUGAUACUGUGCGAGCAGAGACAGAGGCCAUUGCGAAAGCGCAUGCCGCCAUCGCAGGGCAAAUGAAGAGAGAGCUAGAAGAGCCGCUGAUCGCAUUUGCCGGUGGUAACAAAGAACGAAGAAAGAUCAUCCAAAAUGGCAUUGAGCGCAUACAUAAGACUAAGAUGCAACAGACACACACCGUGAAUAAGGACUGCCUAAGAAUAAAAGGUUAUUUGGCGCAAGGUCACAUGGUGAUGGGCCAAGAGGAGCGAAAGAACAAGGCGAAGCUCGAGAAGACCCAGAUUCAGCUAGCGUCUAGCAGCAGUGAGUAUGAUGCCGCAGUUAAAGUGCUUGCUGAUACCACCGAACGCUGGAACAAGGAAUGGAAAGCUGCCUGUGAUAAAUUUCAAGACCUUGAGGAAGAGCGCAUCGAUUUCACCAAGAGCAGCCUUUGGACAUACGCCAAUAUUGCGUCCACAGUGUGCGUAAGCGACGAUGCUUCCUGCGAGAGAAUCCGUCUUUCACUGGAGAACUGCGAAGUCGAGAAAGAUAUCAUCCACUUCAUUAAGGAAAGAGGCACGGGUCAGGAAAUACCCGCUGCCCCAAAGUUCAUCAACUUCUCUCGAGGAGACGUGAACGAUGCCAGCUCCGAUGUGUCCGAGGAAGAAGGCUAUUCUGUAGCUCAAUUCCAGCGCACUAUCAACCCUGCAUUCCGCAGCUCCUCACCGCAGCCAUCUACUUACGAGUCUCAUCAUGAAGCGCCGCCUGUGGACCUGGCUCAGAACGGUCCUUCAACACCUUCGAGCAGAGAGCCUACCGUUCCUUUGCAGAAGCCAACGCAGCCACCGAUGCAGCCACCUACGCAGGCACCAAUGCAGGCACCAAUGCAAUCGCCAAUACAGCAGCAGCCCCCUCCUCUAGAUUUCCGCCGAGGAGGCCACCUUCCGCCAAAUUACGAUCCCAACCAGCACGGUGAGAUUUCGGCUGUGCCACACAAUGCGUAUCCAACCGAUGGUAUGACAAUGUUUUGCCGAACCGGUCCUCCAUCCGAACGCAGCUCAGGAACAACUAGUGGCUACCGCCCAUCCAGCCAAGACUCCCAUAGUGAAGUCUCCAACGCCACUUCGAUAUCUAGCCAGGAGCCUCCCAGCGCCAGACAGUCUCCGACCAAGCCAAUAAAUGGCGUGGCUUUGCCAGGUAUAGGUAGCGGAGAGGUACAGCCGGCGCAGAAAAAGAAAUUCUUUAGCAACAGUCCGUUCCGACGCAAGAGCCGCCAUGACAAAGACCGCAAUUCUGGACCCUCUCAGCUUCCUAGCCGAAGAACCUGGGACUCUCCUUCCAAACAAACCACUCCUAUCAAAGCUCCAACUCCUCAAAAGCCUCAACAACCUCAGCCACCGAUUACGAAGGCGGCAGAUGAUAUUGCCAGAUCUGCUAGCCCUGAACCGGUUGAUCCAAGGGCUAACUUUCAACUAAAUGUUGGAAACAACGUGUUUGAUGUUGCCUCUCCAGAUAAACCUAAACCGACCAAUGGUGCGGAGCCGGCAAAUGAUGGAGAGGACACCGACCCCAUCGCGCGCGCAUUAGCGGAUCUAAAAGUGGCUGGAAAGCAGUCGGCAACCCGUGUCUCUGCUGAUAGGUAUCAUGGUAUUGCUACGCCAGUUCCUUCUGCACCUGCAUCGAACUUCACUGCAAACUCCGUGGCCACACCACCCCCGGCAUAUAACGAUGCCUCAGUGAAGCGUCUCGAUGCUCCCCAGCCGGCCUUCACCUCAAAGCAAAUGCAAAAAACCACCCAGCAAUAUACAGGUAAGACCCAUAAUAUGCUCCGGGGCAAAGCGAACCCGGUCUCGGUGUCUAGUCGCAGCCCCAGGCAGUCUCAGGAAGCCACUCGAGCGCCAUCACCCGCUGCUCCUAGGCGAAGCGUAAGCCCUCAACCGCAACCGCAACAGCAACCGGCCACUCGAGGAGAGUCACGAAUGAGUCAAUACAGUCGCGCUGCAAGCCCCAAUACAAGCCAAUACCAAUCGAGCAGCGUGAAGAGUCGUCACAGUCAAUCCCCAAGUGUCUCUACUCCCCCACAACGCCCAAGCGACUCUCCAUAUUCGCCUCAUGACUUUGCAAAGCGAAGUUCUGCAAGCGCUGCUCCAUCGCCAACUACAACCACAGCUCCCAGGGCACCCUCACCGAAGGAGUUUGCCAAGCGAUCUUCUCAGAGCUCAGCUUCUCGAGCCGCAUCCCCGCAGCCACAAUUCAAGCAGCAAGCCUCCGUCCCUCGAGCUGUAUCCCCACAGCCGCAAUACAGACAGCAAGCUUCUGCCCCUCGAGCUGUAUCCCCACAGCCGCAAUACCGACAGCAAGCUUCUGCCCCUCGAGCUGUAUCCCCACAGCCGCAAUACCGACAGCAAGCUUCUGCCCCUCGAGCUGUAUCCCCACAGCCGCAAUACCGACAGCAAACGUCCAUUCCACGCGCGGUCUCACCCAAUGACUUCGCCAAGCGGCCCUCUCAGAACUCUAUGCCAAGGGCUGUAUCACCCCAGCCUCAGUUCCGGCAACAAGCUCGACCUUCGAGCGCCGGUGGAAUGGAGCUGCAGCUUUCACAGCCGGAUAUGUACGGCAGUAGCGGCGACGGAUACGCAUCCCCGCAGAGGGAAUCUAGAAGACCAAUGUCGUACUAUGAUGGUGGUAGUCAGCGCAGUCGAUCCAGGAGUCGAUCGAUGGCGGUCGCGGAUCCAGGAAGACAGUUUAGCCGUGAUGGCCGCCCCAUUUUGCACUUUGCCCGCGCACUGUACAGCUACACCGCUGCCAUUCCUGAAGAACUUGGAUUCCAGAAAGGUGAUGUCCUUUCCGUUAUCCGGCUUCAGGAUGACGGUUGGUGGGAAGCUGAAGUCACUACCACCCGCCUAAGGACGGGGUUGGUGCCAAGCAAUUAUCUCCAGAUCAUUUAG
Molecule: messenger RNA, 3174 nt
Organism: Aspergillus nidulans FGSC A4
Lineage: Eukaryota; Fungi; Ascomycota; Eurotiomycetes; Eurotiales; Aspergillaceae
Product: formin-binding protein HOF1
Exons: 7
Coding region: 1-3174 (1057 amino acids)
Biological process (GO): mitotic actomyosin contractile ring assembly
Cellular component (GO): mitotic actomyosin contractile ring, proximal layer; cytoskeleton
Molecular function (GO): phospholipid binding; cytoskeletal protein-membrane anchor activity
Source: RefSeq, a predicted model, not a curated record